CUCUGCUGUGCUCCGUCUCCCUCCUUCCUCGUCUGUCUGUCGCAUUUCAGCGCCACAGCAGAGCACGGAGACCCCCGGGGGUCGAAGGUUUCUGCCCUUUCCACCUCUCCAGUUCCCCCCGUCCAAAAAAGAAGCCCUCUCUCCGUCACCGUCGACCUGCACGGACCGGCAGACCCGCCAACAUUUGGAGCUCGCGGGGGAAAAGGUCGUUUUUUUAGGGGGGGAAAAGGCAAAACAUCGCUGAGGGAAAGAAGAAAGCGAGGCACAAAAGCGGUGAGCUUGGGGCUCAGGUGAGGUGAGAGCGGCGGGUGUUGGAGGAUGCCUGCAGUGCCGGACAGACCUGCUGCUCACUGACCUGCCCAUGCCCCAGCCAGCGGAGCCAUGGCGCGCAAAGGCUCCUCCCAGGGGAAGGUGACCAUCUCCGUGGAUGAGUACAGCUCCAAUCCCACACAGGCCUUCACACACUACAACAUCAACCAGAGCCGCUUCCAGCCCCCUCAUGUACACAUGGUGGAACCCAUUCCUUACGAUGCUCCUAAGCCGGCGGGUCAUACGCGUUUUGUCUGCGUCUCGGACACGCACUCGAGGACAGAUGGCAUCCAGAUGCCGUACGGCGACGUCCUGCUCCACACGGGUGACUUCACUGAGCUGGGGCUGCCGUCGGAGGUGAAGAAAUUUAACGACUGGUUAGGCACUCUCCCCUACGAGUUCAAAGUGGUCAUUGCUGGAAACCAUGAGCUGACGUUCGAUAAGGACUUCAUGGCUGAACUGGUCAAGCAGGACUACUAUCGCUUCCCCUCCGUGUCCAAGCUGAGGCCCGAGGACUUUGAUAAUGUUCAGUCACUCCUUACGAACUGCAUCUACCUGCAGGACUCUGAGGUCAUGGUCAAAGGAUUCAGGAUAUACGGGACACCAUGGACACCCUGGUUUAAUGGAUGGGGCUUUAACUUGCCUCGCGGUCAGUCUCUGCUAGACAAGUGGAACCAGAUCCCUGAGGACAUAGACAUUCUUAUGACCCACGGGCCUCCUUUGGGGUUCAGGGACUGGGUGCCUAAAGAGCUCCAGAGAGUUGGCUGUGUGGAGCUUCUCAACACGGUACAGAGACGGGUCCGACCCAAGCUCCACGUCUACGGGGGGAUCCAUGAAGGGUAUGGCCUCAUGACAGAUGGAUUUACAACAUUCAUCAACUCUUCAACAUGUACAGUCAGUUUCCAGCCCACCAACCCACCAAUCAUAUUCGACCUUCCCAACCCUGGAAGCUCUUGAAAUUCCCCCUGAAUCAGCCACUUUUUUCUACUUUACAACUCUUCUUAUCUUUAAUGUUCCUUUUUGUACUGCUUGUAUUUAAAAAAAAAAAAAUGAAUGCAUGGAUAUGUAAUAUUUUUAAAAAGUUUAAGAUCAUGCCAUUUGAAUAAUGAUUUGCUGGAAAAAGAAAAAAAAAUGUGGAUUCAUAUUUAUGGCUCAUUUGUAUUGGUUGCCUUGUUCAGUUCCUUUUAGCCUGGAUAUGAAAGUGCAUUAUAAAAAGGUACCCUGAACGGCUCAGCAAUACUUGACUGUUUUUUUACUGUGUUCUGCUUAGUAAACUCAGCAUGGGAUCAAAUAUUUGAGGCCAUCAUUUCGAUCCUGUGCAGUUUUAGAGCUGAAGCCAGUGUUGGACAUUAAUUUGAGGAUUUACAUUGCUAAAAUCUCUGUAGUGACACCCAAGACUCUUCAUGGUUUAAUAUAUUUAUUGUGCAAUCAAACACAUUGCUUUUAUCCUGUCAAGAGAAUGCAUCUUGUUUGUAAAGCAAGCCAUGCGCCACCCUCAGAAACGUUUAUUCCCACUGUAUAUUUGGAGGGGAAUGGAUUAAGUGACAAGGUACUUCAUGAGGCAGAAGUGAUUUAGGGUUAUGGACUUGUUGAGUUCUAAUGGAACAGUUUCUUGCAUUUUUAUUUCUGCGUUGCUUGUAAUACGUCAUAGCAGUGCAGUGAGUGUAACAUUUCCAUAAGGUCAGAUUUUCUUUGUGAUUAGACCUUCAGGAAUACAGUUGUGUUCAGAACACACAUUUCUACGAAGGCUCCAUGUGUUAAUUUGGCCAAAAGCUGGAGGAGAUGUUUACAGUCACAAUGUGCCAGUUAAGUUGAUAUGAUUUCCCUGAUUCCAAUUUGGUGGACUUUAGUUGGGUCGUAAUUAAUGUGUUUGUUGUAUUUUGCACUGUUUGGACUUGCAAUCUCGCUAGCGCACAGAAAAAAAGCUAUUAUAUUGCCAUGAGAUGUCAUUGGUGCCAUUGUAAAUGCUUCGUUUUCAUGUUCGUGAGGCUUUUUUUAAUAUUCAUCAUGUCAUUUAGCCAACUUUAUAUGCAAAUAAAACUGCAAGAUUUUUA
Messenger RNA from Colossoma macropomum (tambaqui), 2363 nucleotides. RefSeq names its product metallophosphoesterase domain containing 2b (gene mpped2). Gene Ontology annotation, molecular function: hydrolase activity. The coding region runs from base 382 to 1266 and encodes 294 amino acids. The transcript has 7 exons. The record is from RefSeq and is a predicted model, not a curated record. Lineage: Eukaryota; Metazoa; Chordata; Actinopteri; Characiformes; Serrasalmidae.